This is a messenger RNA of Nerophis lumbriciformis (worm pipefish), 1008 nucleotides long. Lineage: Eukaryota; Metazoa; Chordata; Actinopteri; Syngnathiformes; Syngnathidae. The record is from RefSeq and is a predicted model, not a curated record.
AUGGCUUCGACGCGGUUAGUCGGUAAAGUUGCCGGGAGACUUUUGGGAAGUCUCGGAGCUCGUCGCCCCGCUUUUCAAGCGCCUCGCCCUGCAACAUUUCUUCACAAGGUGCAAUUGCCUCUGCUUGGAGCUGCUCAGGCUGUUUUCUGCAGCACGCGUUCGCCCCCUACAGAGGUGUCCCUGAAAUAUAAACACGGGCGGCUGGCUCUGGAGGUGCCGCUGACAUGCAGGAGCGAGACGUGCCUUUUCUUUCUACAACCCAUGCUCAUGACAGUGGGCGACCUGGUCAGCGAGCUGCAAAAGGAGGACCCCGGCGCCACUGCCGCAGUUCUCUCCAAAGAUGGUGAACGUGUGGCCUACAACACACUGCUAGAAGCCCUGCUGAUAGACAAACACUUUAAACUGGUCAUAAACAACACUGUUUACAAUGUACACUCUCCAGAGAAAGUAUGCAAAUCUAGCGAGCACGCCCUGCAGUUGGACGACAUGAAGCACGUAGUUCACCUGCUGCACACGGCUCUCAACCUACCGGAACACCAAUACAAACAGGAGCGCCAACUACUGGAGAGACUGGAUCGCCUCAAGCAAGAGCUUUCCCCGCUGGAAAAGAUGAAGGCGCAGCUGUCUCACACGGCCGACUUCCAAACAUCCAGAGCGGUUUGGACCGGUUUGGCCCUGCUGUCCGUGCAGGGCGGCGCACUGGCCUGGCUUACCUGGUGGGUGUACUCGUGGGAUGUCAUGGAGCCCGUCACCUACUUUGUCACCUACGCCACCAGCAUGGGGGCCUUCGCUUACUAUGUUCUCACUAAAGAGGAUUACGUCUAUCCCAAUGCUAAGGAUAGACAGUUCCUGCAUUACUUCUACAAGGGGGCAAGCAAGAAGAAAUUCAAUGUGGAAAAGUAUAAUGAACUCAAAGACGAGUUGGCUCAGGUGGAGGACGACCUGAAACGCCUGCGCUACCCGACACAGCUUCAACUCCCCAUUGGACAGAUCCAGCCAAAGGAGUGA